UGCACAUCUUCCGCAAACACCUGAGGAGUCUGAAACCAGGACGCAGCGGAGCAAUGGACAUCCGAGAUGGAUCCAGACAUUAUCACGUCAAACCCUUGGUGGUUCUGCUCCUGCUCAUUUUCACACCGAGAGUUGACUCAUCAUGGUGGUACAUUGGAGCACUGGGUGCACGGGUAAUAUGCGACAAUAUUCCUGGUCUGGUGAACAAGCAGCGGCAGCUCUGCCAGCGACACCCAGACUUGAUGCAGUCCAUCAGCGAGGGAGCCAAAGAGUGGAUCAAAGAGUGCCAGCAUCAGUUCAGACACUACCGCUGGAACUGCAGCACACUGGACCGUGACCACACUGUGUUUGGCAGAGUGAUGCUGCGAAGCAGCCGAGAAGCAGCAUUUGUUUAUGCCAUCUCUUCAGCUGGAGUGGUCCAUGCCAUUACCAGGGCUUGCAGUCAAGGGGAUCUCAAGAUCUGCAACUGCGACAGCCACAAGCAUGGGCAAGCCAGUGAUGACAAGGGCAGUUUUGACUGGGGAGGCUGCAGUGACAACAUAAACUAUGGCAUAAAAUUUGCCAAAGACUUUGUGGACGCUCGUGAGAGGAUGGUGAAAGACGCCCGAGCGCUCAUGAACCUGCACAACAACAGAUGUGGUCGGAUGGCUGUGAAGCACUUUAUGAAGCUGGAGUGCAAGUGUCACGGGGUCAGUGGCUCCUGCUCGCUGAGAACCUGCUGGCUGGCCCUGUCUGACUUCAGGCAAACGGGAGACUACCUUCGAAGGAAGUACAAUGCCGCCGUGGAGGUGACAAUGAACCAGGAUGGGACCGGUUUUAUGGUGGCUGAUGGAGAUUUCAAGGGGAAGAUCAAGAAAGAAUUGGUGUAUGUCGAGAAUUCCCCUGAUUACUGCAUCAUGGACCGAACAGCAGGCUCCUUAGGCACAGCUGGCAGGGUGUGCAGGAAGUCCUCACGAGGCACAGACGGCUGUGAGGUCAUGUGUUGUGGACGAGGCUAUGAUACCAUGCGAGUCAAACGUCUCACCAAGUGUGAGUGCAAGUUCAAGUGGUGCUGCGCUGUGGAGUGCCAGGACUGUGAGGAAGUGGUGGACGUUCACACCUGCAAGCCCUACAAGCAACCUGAUUGGCUGGACAUAACUUAGCGAGAAUUCCUGGCUGACCGACUAAACCUUAAGGACGUUCCCAAAGCGGAAUAUUGUGACAGCAAAAGCGUUUGAUGCUUGGACUUUUUCCAAACCUUUCUUCAUAAACUGGAAAUGAAGCCCGGUUACAGGUUUCGUAUGCUCGUUGAGAACAAAAUGUUUUUAACGAUAUUAAGAACAUUUAAGAAGCAGACUUAUAUGUUUGGUAUGAGGUGAGCAGUUAUAUUUUAUGCUGUUAUAAAUGUUCACAGGGUGUUUGCAGUCUUUAGACACUGCCUGCUUUUCAGAAAUCGUGACAUUGUAUCAUAUAAAAUGACAAGUCAUUGUGUGGUACUGCAACAAAUCACUUUAACAAGGGUGGUCGACUAUCUUCCCCAAGGGCCGGUGUCCAGCAUGUUUUAGUUGUUUCCCUUCUCUAACACACAUGAUUCACCUAAUCAGCAGCUCAUCAAGUUCUGCAGAAGCCUGCUAAUCUUUCGCUAAUUAUAAUCAGAUGUGUUGAAGCAUGUGUUGAAGCAGGGAAACAACUAAAACAUGCUGGGCUUCCUCAGGUAAGGGAGUUGCAUAACCUGCAUUAUAAUACUACUAUUGCUGCUAAUACAUUUAACUACCAAAAUGGUCAGACAAUGUUAACAGAAAUCCUGUUUAUUCUAGUUAAAUAACCUGCUAGGACAUUUUGAAUGUGUUUCUGUGUAAAAGAUAUAAAUAUUUAUUAUCUUACUUUUCAAAUAAAUGGUUACAGUCUGGACUGAUCAGUUAACAGUUAGCUCAAGCAGAGCCAAGACCAAGGCCAUCUUAAAAUAGCUUCAAUGUUUAACUGUCACAUUUAGAUUCAUUUACAUUACACGCUGCGACGAUCACCAGCUGCAGCAAAGUCAAGAAUUUUAGGUGCAUCCUUGUUUCAUGGAGGAGAUGCAUCAUGCCCAAAAAAACAUGUACAGCAAAACGUUUUUUUAAUCAAAAAUCACCAAACUUUAUCUUGACUGAUGUCACUUGAAGUAAAUAAUAAAACAAUGCAUUAUUUCAAAUGAAUAAGUUAUGAAUGAGUAAUUGAUGUUUUCAAAUUAACUAAUUUAUGAAAGGACAUUGAAGAAUGAAGCAGUUUUAAAGCUAUCAAUAAAUCAUCAAUCCAUCCAUCCAUUGUCUGAACCCGCUUUGUCCACGUGGAGUGGGGGUGGGGGGCUGGUUUCUAUCUCCAGUGGCCAAUGGACAAUCAAGCGGGGUACACCCUGGACAGAGAGCAAGUCCAUCGCAGCAAUCAAUAAAUCAGUUUCCUGAUUCUCUCUUCUACUGGUUGAAAGUAAAAUGACAGCUAUCGUAAACAACCCCGCAACAGACUGUUGUAGCUAGCAGUAACAACGACCUAACGUCAACACAAGCAAACUGACAUUUAAUAAACCACAAAGUAAAAAUAUCCACACUGUUAGACAAAAACAAAAUGUAUUACAUGUCGUAAGGGUUCCAAUUACAGGGCAGCUAAGGGGGGCCCAGUUCCCCUGGAAGCCCUCAACUACCACACCAAGUGGGAGCCCGCGAACGGAUCCAGUUUCAACUUAAACAUCAAUAUUUAUACGGACUCUCAGCGUACCGGGACUUCUUUUGUCAACAUUUUGUGUACAGUCACCCCUCCUCCCCUGUGCUCUUAUGAAGGUGAUUGGAUGGCGCUAGGUCACCAUCAGUCCAUGAUUUUGUUGCCUCCUUUAGCUCCCUCAAAUGAGUGUAGACUGUGCCGACAUUUACUUCCAUGCUUCACCAUGAUGCCAACAAAAUAUGCAAACUUCUUCUACUUGUGCUUAUUAUCAGUUGGCUAACUGAUAGAGGUAACUGCUAGCCUUUAUACUAGCUACUGGCACACUAGUGUUCUUAAUUGAACCAUAAAACUGUUAAGUGCAGUUUCUGGUCAGGAGAGGGCGAUAGGAUGCUGUACAAUGUGAAGAUGCUAAAGGUUAUGGAUCAAGAACCACUGAAACCAAUUUGAAAACAAUAUCUUAAAGUGCGAAAAACUCUGCUUUAAGAUAGAAAUGCACUUUGGUCUUGGCUGCAUUCAGACUAGCCAUUAGCUUAUCAAUCCUUUAGCAUAAACAUAAUUUCCUCAAAUGGGUGAGAUGUUAUUUGUGCCUCUUACACAAAAACAAGAUUCAAAGCAGCAACAUAAAUGCUUAAAAGUCAGAUAGUGGUGGUGUGAACCCAAAGGAGAACUGUUAAUGAUUUUGUUAAGACUGCAGACUUGGCUGUGAAGUUGUAGACUGAUGAAACAAAAAGUUUAAACAAAAAACAGAACUUGCUAUUUGAUAUAUUUUUGCACAAUAUGCUGAAUAUUUGACAGUAAUAAGUUUAACGUAUUCUGGUCUGGUUGCAUCAUUUAAAAUGUUUCUCCUUUUGACCUC
Molecule: messenger RNA, 3529 nt
Organism: Nothobranchius furzeri (turquoise killifish)
Lineage: Eukaryota; Metazoa; Chordata; Actinopteri; Cyprinodontiformes; Nothobranchiidae
Gene: wnt2ba
Product: wingless-type MMTV integration site family, member 2Ba
Biological process (GO): multicellular organism development; cell fate commitment; canonical Wnt signaling pathway
Cellular component (GO): extracellular region
Molecular function (GO): cytokine activity; frizzled binding
Source: RefSeq, a predicted model, not a curated record